Messenger RNA from Prunus persica (peach), 1773 nucleotides. RefSeq names its product protein arginine methyltransferase NDUFAF7 homolog, mitochondrial. The record is from RefSeq and is a predicted model, not a curated record. Gene Ontology annotation, biological process: mitochondrial respiratory chain complex I assembly. Bases 57 to 1520 code for a protein of 487 amino acids. NCBI's taxonomy places the organism in Eukaryota, Viridiplantae, Streptophyta, Magnoliopsida, Rosales, Rosaceae. Gene Ontology annotation, molecular function: protein-arginine omega-N symmetric methyltransferase activity. Gene Ontology annotation, cellular component: mitochondrion. The transcript has 10 exons.
AGCUUUGUUCAAAAUGAACAUUUUCACGCCUGUCCUGAAGAGACCAGCGUUCCAAAAUGUUGAGACGAUUUCUGCUACAAGCUUCUGCUACUCGUCGUCUUCCCAAUGGAUAUUUUGUUCCGCCAUAUUCAGCUCCUUUGUUUCACAAUCGUUCAGUUUCUUCUUCAACUUCUUAUUCUUCUUCAUCCCAAAUCCCACACAGUCCUUUCGUCGAACACGCGGAGAACGACCCUGACCAAACCACUACUCAACCCACUACCUCUAUUACCAUCGACCGCUCCGGCCUAUACAACCCACCUGAGCAUUCUCAUGAACCUUCUUCGGACUCCGAGCUCGCCAAGCACCUCAAGGGCAUCAUCAAGUUCCGUGGUGGCCCAAUCUCAGUUGCUGAGUAUAUGGAGGAAGUUCUGACAAACCCAAAAGCUGGGUUCUACAUGAAUCGAGAUGUGUUUGGAGCAGGAGGUGAUUUUAUAACCUCUCCGGAAGUGAGCCAGAUGUUUGGGGAGAUGGUUGGUGUUUGGGCCAUGUCUCUCUGGGAACAAAUGGGACAGCCUGCUAGAGUGAACCUAGUUGAGCUAGGGCCUGGAAGAGGAACUCUCAUGGCUGACCUUCUUCAUGGUGCAUCAAAAUUCAAGAACUUCACCGAAUCCUUGCAUGUACACAUGGUAGAAUGCAGUCCUGCGUUGCAGAAACUUCAGCACCAGAAGCUGGAAUGUGUAGAUGAAGACGUAACGGCUGGCAAAAGGACUGUAAGCAUGUUGGCUAAAACUCCUGUAUCAUGGCAUGCCACAUUGGAGCAGGUUCCUUCAGGAGUGCCAUCUAUCAUCAUAGCGCACGAGUUCUAUGAUGCUUUACCAGUUUAUCAAUUUCAGAGGGCAUCUCGUGGCUGGUGUGAGAAAAUGGUUGAUGUUGCAGAAGAUUCAACGUUUCGCUUUGUUCUGUCUUCACAGCCUACACCAGCAACUCUCUAUCUAGCAAAACGCUGCAAGUGGGCUGGAAAAGAAGAAAUAGCAAAGCUUGGUCAUAUUGAGGUUUGCCCCAAAGCAAUGGAGUUGACUGAAACUAUUGCUGAAAGAAUUGCUUCAGACGGUGGUGGAGCUCUUAUAAUUGAUUAUGGCCAAAAUGGAGUAGUCUCAGAUAGUCUGCAGGCAAUUCGGAAACAUAAAUUUGUCAACAUUCUGGAUGAUCCAGGGUCUGCUGAUCUCAGUGCAUAUGUUGAUUUUGCUUCCAUCAGGCACUCUGCUGAGGAAGUUUCAGGAGAGGUUUCUGUCCAUGGUCCAAUCACUCAGUCUCAGUUUCUUGGUGCUCUUGGGAUAAAUUUCCGAGUGGAAGCAUUGACACAGAACUGCACAGAAGAACAAUUUGAGUCUCUAAGGAAUGGAUAUUGGCAACUGGUUGGCGAAGGCGAGGCCCCCUUCUGGGAGGGGCCUGAUGAUAAGGUCCCCAUUGGAAUGGGUACUCGGUAUCUGGCAAUGGCCAUUGUCAACAAGAAACAAGGUGUUCCAGUUCCAUUUGAGUGAGAGUGAACCUGAGAAAAGAAAAAUGUAGCAUUUUUCGAUGAAAUUAAUUGCGUGUAGUGUACAUUAGUAAAUUUAAGAAUGGACUGAACCAACUUCAUGGUUGAGGUUCUUUCAGAUUUUGGUUUGCAAAUUAAAUUGCAUUUUUGUAAUGUGUCAAAUAAUAUAGAUAGGAAUUUUAAUGAAUUCCUUGCCUCAUGUCCAACUGUAAGUGUAUGGACUUGAUGAGUUAAUUAUAUUUAAGAUUUUUUAUAUU